Leguminivora glycinivorella is the source of this 1997-nucleotide messenger RNA. RefSeq names its product gastrula zinc finger protein XlCGF57.1-like. Gene Ontology annotation, molecular function: RNA polymerase II cis-regulatory region sequence-specific DNA binding; DNA-binding transcription factor activity, RNA polymerase II-specific. The record is from RefSeq and is a predicted model, not a curated record. Bases 1 to 1740 code for a protein of 579 amino acids. The transcript has 4 exons. Gene Ontology annotation, cellular component: nucleus. Gene Ontology annotation, biological process: regulation of transcription by RNA polymerase II. Lineage: Eukaryota; Metazoa; Arthropoda; Insecta; Lepidoptera; Tortricidae.
AUGGAGGAGUAUCAUUCUUGUGUGUGUGGGGCGACUGCGGGAGGCGAGCGACACUUCAAGCUGCAAGUGCAGCGCUGCCAGACUGAGCUGCAGGCACGGCUCAAGGGAGUCAUCACUGCAAGUGACAAGUUCAAAAUUAAGUUAGAGAAAGCUACUGGCGAUGAUGCCAUUUCUAUUGCUUUAUACGGAGGACCGCCAGCGCCUUCGGCCCACCCCGUUCCUACCGCCUCCACCAGCGUGUCGCCCGAACCAGCUCCAACCGUCACAAACCUCGACUCCAAGCCGCCUCGGUCCAAACGUGGCGCGCACACCUGCGACACAUGCCACAAAACCUUCCACCACCACGCCCGCCUCAAACUGCACCGCCGUUCACACACAGGCGAGAAGCCAUACACUUGCAAUGUUUGCGACAAACGAUUUGCACAAAAGAGCCAUCUCAACACUCACUACGCGUACCACAUGGGGAAAUUCAAAUACUCCUGCGACCUAUGCGACACUCGAUUCACUGAAAAAAAUCAAUGGGUCAUACACAAGCUGAUACACACAGGAGAAAAACCAUUCGAAUGUGAUGUAUGCAACAAAAAAUUUAGACAAAAGGGCAACUUAAACGUUCAUAAGAAAAUUCAUUUGAAAUUUGAUUACAAUAACAUGGAGCCGGGAGAAAUAUCAAAUAAGAACGAGUCGUCGGGGGAAUCGAAAACUCUACUUGCAGAAUACUUCACUUGUGAUAUAUGCAAAAAGCGAUUUGCGGAAAAAAGCAGUUUAAAUGCACAUAUAAAACAUCACUCCGGAGAUUAUCCAUUCACUUGUGACAUUUGCGAAAGGAGAUUUAAUACGCAGUCUCGCUUAGAUAAUCAUAAACUGGAUCAUACGGGAGGGAAACCUUUCCAAUGUGAUGAAUGUAGUAAGCAAUACACAUCCAAAAGUGCUUUAAGACUUCAUUCAAAAAUACAUUCUGGGGAUUAUAGAUACGUGUGCGACGUGUGUAAUAAACGUUUCAUACAAAAAGAUGUAUUAAAACAACAUAUGCGAGUGCAUACAGGUGAAAAGCCUUAUAACUGUGAGAUAUGCCAAAGGAGGUUCCCGUACAGGUGUGGCUUGAAGAGUCAUUUAUUAGUGAAACACAACCAGGUUAUGGACAAACAAUUUUGCUGUGAUAUUUGUGGGAAGCGGUUUGCACUACAAGGGACUCUAGUCAAACAUAUGAAUAAACACGCCGAGAAGGAGAGGGGAGACAAAGCUCGAGAGGAAGGAAGGAUGGAAGACCUAAAACCAUUCAUGUGUGAAAUAUGCAGCAAACGAUUUUCGACAAAAAGUAUUUUAAGAAACCACAGAGAAAUACAUAAUGAAGAAAGACCUUUUGAGUGUGAAGCGUGUCACAAAAAGUUCCAAAUGAAGAAAUAUUUACAGGACCACAUGAAAGUGCACGAUGACUUUAAACAGCAUGCAUGUGAAGUAUGCGGACAGCAGUUUAGGCACAAGUCUGCCUUAACAGUUCAUAUUCGACGAAUGCAUACAGAAAACAGACCACACGCGUGUGAUGUUUGUACAAAGGCUUUUCCAGUACUUGCAGAGUUAAAAGCGCAUUAUCGAGUACACACUGGUGAAAGACCAUACGCAUGCGAAAUAUGCUAUAAGAAAUUUCCUCGACACAACGGAGUUAAACGGCAUCUUAUACGAGUUCACAAUGAGAAACCUUCGAAAUUUAUAAAAUUGAAGGAAUUUAAUAAUAUUAGUUAAUUCAAAGAAUACCUUGUGUUUGCAAAUGUGAAAGAUUUACAUCUCGCCAUGGAGAAGCUAGUCAAAUGAAAAAAGAAAUCUUAUUUUGGUGGUAUUAUAAAAUUCUUGAUGCAAGAGGAUAACCUUGAAACAAGAAAACUUAGUAUAAGAUGAAAAUUUACAUAACUAAAGUUCAGACUCGUAUAGUUCAGUAGGAUUUCUAAUUAGAUCAGAAAUUAAAUAUAUUUUAUUUUAUUGUUUUUUUUUUAUAUUGUAUU